Molecule: messenger RNA, 1329 nt
Organism: Zingiber officinale
Lineage: Eukaryota; Viridiplantae; Streptophyta; Magnoliopsida; Zingiberales; Zingiberaceae
Product: PHD finger protein ALFIN-LIKE 8-like
Exons: 5
Coding region: 171-935 (254 amino acids)
Biological process (GO): regulation of DNA-templated transcription
Cellular component (GO): nucleus
Molecular function (GO): transcription cis-regulatory region binding; transcription coregulator activity; histone binding
Source: RefSeq, a predicted model, not a curated record
AAUCCCUUCCAUUUCGUUUACUUCUACCAAAAAUAGAGAAUCGAAGCUCAGCUCGGCCCUCAAAUCUCGGUCGCGUCCUCCACUUUUUCGCGAUCGAGCGCCGCUUUUGAAUCCCUUCCUCGUUUCUAGCGAGAAAUCCCUCUCUAACUCCGCGGUACCUGUCUCCGAGGAUGGAUGCCGGCGGCGGAGGAGCGUACAGCUCUCGCACUGCCGAGGAGGUCUUCCGCGACUUCAGGGGACGGAGAGCCGGGAUGAUCAAGGCGCUUACUACUGAUGUAGAGAAGUUUUAUCAGCAGUGCGAUCCGGAAAAGGAGAACUUGUGUCUUUAUGGACUUCCGAAUGAGACUUGGGAAGUAACCUUGCCUGCUGAAGAAGUACCUCCAGAACUUCCUGAGCCAGCUUUGGGAAUUAACUUUGCAAGAGAUGGUAUGGAAGAGAAAGAUUGGCUUGCGCUAGUUGCAGUCCACAGUGAUGCAUGGUUACUUGCUGUUGCAUUCUAUUUUGGGGCCCGCUUUGGAUUUGAUAAGGAAUCCAGGAGGCGACUUUUUAAUAUGAUAAACAAUCUCCCUACCAUAUAUGAAGUUGUAACCGGGGCUCCCAAGAAACCCUCAAAGGAAAAAACCUCAAAUAGCAGCAGCAAAAGAAAAACAAGCUCUAGGAUGCAGGGUGAGUCCCAGACUAAGGUAGCGAAGAUACUCACUCCAAAGGAAGACGAAGACAGUGGCGCAGAUGAAGAGGAAGACGAAGAGGAGCAUGAGAACACUUUAUGUGGUGCAUGUGGCGAUAAUUAUGCCAAUGAUGAGUUCUGGAUAUGUUGCGAUGUGUGUGAAAAGUGGUUCCAUGGGAAGUGCGUGAAGAUCACGCCUGCCAGGGCUGAGCACAUAAAACAGUACAAGUGUCCUAGUUGCAGCGCCAACAAGAGGGCUAGAGCUUGAAGCAGCAUAUGUAUCAACUACCAAGUGUUUAAAUGGAUCAUCAGUAGUGUCAAGCAAUCAAUUGCAUGCUGCAAGCAGCGGGCAACUUUAGGAAUCCCAUUGUUUCUUUGUGCCUCUUUAAGUAGAUUGUUAAUUAGAGUUGUGAUUAAGAUUUAGAGCUCGUGUUAGGUAAUCGUCAGUUCUCUUGGUUAUAUUAGGGUUUCAGAUUAGCAAAAUGCUGUAUUUUCUACUAACAUCAAUUCAGCGUGUGUUUGGAGUGCGGCCCUCCUUGUGUUUUGAGUUAAUUAUAGGCCAAACUCUAAAGUAUAUGUUCACAUAUUUAUAAGUUUGUUUUGAAUCUUGCAAAUGCUAUAAAAAUUCGAAUUAAAAUAUAAAAUUUUAAAUAUUUGUUAAA